AGCGGGGCUACGUUGAGCAAAGCAGCGAGCGAGGGACAAGCAGAGGGAGGAGAGACGGAAACAAGGGGGGUGUUGCUACUGUUGCGACUGCUUCUCCUGUCAGUUGGCCGCUGCCUGCCUCACGAGCAGGAGGGGAUGCAGGAGGUGCAGACAGGCGGGACGGCCAGUGAGCGCUGCGUUUUGUUCCGGCAGCUCCAUUGUCACAUGUGAGCUGCUGUUGGAGGAGGUGAAUUUAGAGCCUGGACAAAGAUCCGCACAGCCACGGAUUGUAAGAUGUGAGUCAACCGAACUGCCGCUGAUACGUUUGUCAUUUUCAACGAAAGGGAAUCUGGCUUGUCCGGUGUGCUUCCAUAGAGACAGCAAACCAUUCUCAUUCUCCCGUCUUUCCCACCAUUUAUUUCGGUCUGCCUGUGUGUAUAUCCGAGCAUGCCCCUGUUGUUUGGCUCUCUGCGGGAGGGAUUCUGGAGGCUAAUGUGGCUAAUAUUAGCAUGACAGCAAAGCCAAGGGAGCUGGACCUCAGGACUUCUGGCAAGGAUUCUUCAUCCCAGUCCAUGGCCUCAAGGAAGCCCCCGGUCAAGCCAUCUGCUCUGCCCCAGGGACCUCCACGUCCCUCCAGGUCAGAGCUGAAGGUCUACCGGCCAACGACUGGAUCCAUCCCGAUUCCGGUCUCAAAUCCAUCCAAGCUACGAAAGCAGCGAUCACUUAGCAACUUGGCUGUGCUCACUGAUGCUGAGAAAAAGUUGCACCUGUACCAGACUCCCAGGUGGAAUGAUGAUUCUGGCCAGCCUGGUGCUGGCACCAACACAGGAGGGCAAACCAAGACGGGUCAGGCUGUAAGUGGUAAAACGUCACUUUCCAGAACACUUUCAAAGUCAGAACAGUCCCUCUUCCAAGGGAAGCCCAAACCGUUCAGUUCCCAAGGGGUGACAUCAAGUUUGGGCAAGGUGAGCCGAAUCCCAGCCCCUGGAAAACCACGGGGACCUUUUGCCGAGGUCAAGCCCAUUAGCAAGAGCUCUGACGCACACCAGAGUCCAGGACCAGACCUUGAUGAUGCCCCAGUUAAGGCUAAUGGAGCUGGCGGGACUGGCGAUAAUGACGCAAAACUUGGGGAGAAGGGAAGAUGUGAGAACAUUAAAGACGGGAAGGUGGUAGAAGGACAAGACGAUAAGGCUUUUUUGAAGGUGGACCCUGAAUUAGUGGUGACAGUUCUGGGGGACUUGGAGCAGCUGCUGUUCAGCCAAAUGCUCGACCCAGAAUCCCAGAGGAAGAAGACGGUCCAAAAUGUUUUGGACCUGCGACAGAACCUGGAGGAAACCAUGACCAGCCUGAGAGGGGUGCAGCUGAACCACAGCUGUUUGGCGGGGACCGUGUGCUACGACAGUGAUGAAGCUGCUGCGUUUUCCAUUUCCAGUCAGUCCAAUCGCUCGUCUCCGCUGUCGUGGCGCCACGGUCAAGCGAGCCCACGUCUCCAGGCGGGCGACGCGCCAUCUACGGUCAAUGGCCAAUCCGACCUCGCCCUCCGGCUCAGUCACGCCUCCCGCAUCCGCCUCAUCGAAGAUCUGGACGACUCGGAUCCGUCCCUGCUGAAAGGAGAUUACCUGAGCGACAGUGACCUCGGUGGGAAAAGCGCCAAUGAGGACGAUGAAGAUGAUGUGGACAUUGAUGAGCUGAGGAACGGCUGGGACGAGAGCAGCUCCAUCAGCAGCGGCCUGAGCGACGCCUCCGACAACCUCAGCUCGGAGGAGUUCGUCACAAGCCCCGCCCUCAACUCGCUUCCCUCCACUCCCAUUGGCUCCCGCAGGAACUCAGCCAUUGUGAUGCGCACAGAUGCCGAGAAAAGAUCUCUGGUGGAAAGUGGACUGUCGUGGGACAGUGACAAUACCAAAGCCGGCCGUAAGAGUCUGGGCAGCGACGCCUACGACACGGGAAGCCUCAAGUCCGAAUCGGCCAAUAAGUGGAAAAAAGCGAGGGCGCGGGUGGAAGGUCACGAAGGAGGAAAGGGUGAACUGAAAAAACCACAAACGCUGGGCCACGGGAACGCGUUAAAGAGGGGAAGAAACCCACCGGUGGCAGUCGCCUCCCCUAUCACGCACACGCCUCAGAGUGGGCUGAAAAUGGCAGGUACAGUGAAGACAGAUGGGAAGCCGUCAGAUAAAUCUCGAUUAGCGGUGAAAAACUCCAGUCUUCAACGCUCUUCGUCCGAUGCCGGGAAAGAUCAGCGGAAUGGGACCGGUUCUUGCGAGCAACGUAAACCUCCAUCAGGUCUCGCCAGGCCAUCGACCGGAGGCAACUUUGGUUUCAAAAAGCCCACGUCCAAUAACAGCAGUUCAGCCACUGUGAGCGCAGGUGGCAACAUUCCCAAGACAUCUGGCAUUCCUGUCAAACCGGCUGCAGGUGGACGUAAGACGAGUCUGGAUGUCUCGAACGGUGACCAGAGCGGAUUUUUGUCUCCGAAUGCCAGGACGGCCCUCCAGUACCGCUCUUUGCCCCGCCCGGCCAAGACGAGUACCUUGACUCUAACCCGGCCCAGCUCGGCACGUCCGCUGAGCGGCACCGCGGACGCGGGUUCCGGGCCGAGCAAGCCCUCUGGUACGGCCCUCCAGGGCCCGAGGCUCAAAGAGCAGGCCGGAUUCGGUUCUGGAACGGGAGGACUGAGUAAAACGGCCGGUCGGGGGAUCCCGAGUCCUGUCAAUCAAACAGACAGAGAGAAGGAGAAGGAGCGAGCCAAAGCUAAAGCCGUCGUGUCGGACUCUGAGUGCGGAGGUGGUUCUUUAAAGGGGACUCGAGUACAAAGUGCUUCAGAGAGCGGAGGAAGGCUCCAGGGGCUCAGACCCCCCGGCGCCAGCAAAGCCACAGAUCUACCGUCAUCCACCGCACACAGGUUGUCCGGAUCACGCAGCCUGACGAAGCCUCCGUCCGUUUCCCAUCUUGACAAGCUGAACUCCAACAACCUGGAGGUCAUCGGAGCUCAGGGUUCUUUGCCUCCGAAGGUUCCUCCUUACUCAAAGCUUCAAGAACCGGCCAGCUGCACGAGCCCCUGCCUCACGCCCAGCCCCGCCCCUUUGCUCAAUGUCAACUCUGCGGCCUGCUUCUCAGGCUCGGGGAUCGGCUCGGGGCCUCGGCAACUUACUUCUCUCGGGGUGGAGGGGAGCACCGGGAGCACGUCUCCCCUGCUCUACCCUCGAGUGUCCGGGCUGCAUCGCAGCAUGGAGUCCCUGCCUUUCCAGAUGAGCGUGGCGUCAGAGCUGCAGCAGAGAGGCCGCGAGAAGUUGCCCAGAGGCCACCGCUCGAGUGAGUCCGGAGACAAAGAUGGACUUGAGGACAGAGGCCAUCCCGCUAGCUGGAGCUCUGGAAGUCAAGUGUCCACGACAGAGACGAACAGUUCUCAGAGCGACAGAAACACUCUGCCAAAGAAAGGUUUAAGUUUGAGCACCGCCUCCCACGUCGAGUUUGACGGGAAGGAGAAAGGAGAGCGCAGACACUCUCGUUCUAUUCUGAGCACGACCGACUCGCUAACUCUUCCGAUGCUGUCGUCCUCGCCCACGUCCUUGCCCCGCUCCUCCAUCAACAGCGCAGUGCCAAGCCCGCUCGGCGGACCUCCGAGAAUGACUCGAUCCAACAGCAUCCCGACCCAAGACGCCUCCAUUGAGCUGUACGCAGCGUCCCCGCUCGGAAGCACGUUAUCGCUGGCCGAACGCCCCCGCAGUUUAGGGAUGGUUCGCUCCGGAUCCUUCCGGGACAAGGACAUGCGUGAUGAAGUUCACGGGUCUGUAAUGUCCCUGGCGUCCAACGCCUCGUCAAGCUACUCGUCGGUGAGUGGGAAUGCCAUUCAGUCGCAGGCGGAGGAAAGGAUACAGGGAGAGCAAAUCCGGAAGCUGAGGAGAGAAUUGGAGUCUUCUCAGGAAAAGGUGUCCAACCUGACCACACAGCUGUCAACAAAUGCGAAUCUGGUGGCCGCCUUUGAGCAAAGUCUCGCCCUGAUGACAACCCGACUGCAGAGUCUGUCGUUAAGUCAUGAACAGAAGGACACAGAGCUGAUGGAGUUGCGGGAGACCAUCGAAGCCCUCAAGGCCAAAAAUGAUGAAGCGCAGGCCGUCAUACACGGAGCCUUAAACCACCCAGACAGCGAGAAAGACUUGCGUAUCCGUCGACAGAACUCGUGUGAAAGCCUCGCCAGCCUCAACAGUCUGACCAGUUUGUCAAGCGUCGGCAGCUUGAAGGACCAGGAUGCCAAGAAGAAGAAGAAAAAGAGCUGGCUGAGAAGCUCCUUCAAUAAGGCCUUCAGCAUCAAGAAAGGCGCCAAAACCUGCUCAGACAUCGAAGAAAUUGUCACUCCCGACUCCUCGGCACCAAACUCUCCAAAGAUGCUGCACGAAGGAGCGGAAGCAGGAGAGAACCUGUCUUUGUCCCUCAAAACCUCCACGUCUGACAUCUCCUCUAAGAUUAUGGGGAUAACGGAGGAGGAAGAAGGUGACGAGAGAGCAGUGUCAGAGCUCCGCUCAGAACUCUGGGAAAAAGAGAGGGAGCUGACAGACAUCCGGCUGGAGGCUUUAAACUCCGCGCAUCAACUGGAGCAGCUCAGAGACGCCAUGGACAGCAUGGAGUCAACAGUGGAGAGCCUGAAGGAGGAGAACGACCACCUGAAAAUCGGAAGUCAGUUCCAUGUCGCGGCUUCUGGUCCCACCUCGUCCACCUCGCAGCCUUCGGGCUUGGCCUCCUUCUCGGGACCGUCGCUGAGGCAGCCCGUGUCCCUCAGCAAGUCCUUCAGCCUCAGUCUGAAUGACUGCAAAGGUCCAGAUGUGUCCCCGGGCAACAUGUUAAGUGUGUCGUCUCAGCCGGAGGAGGCGCACGCGCAAGUGCUGGUUCGCUUCACCGAUCACGCUGAGGAGCACAAACAGCCGCAAGAGCAUUACCUGGGCUCAGUGAUGAUCGGCGAGAGGACCGAAUGGGCCUAUCUGGACUCCAUGAUAGCCAAGACAUUCAGAGAGUACAUAACUCAGGUGGACCCAACAGCCAGUUUGGGCCUGAAUUGCGAUUCGCUACACACGUAUGAGCUGAACCACGGAGCGCUGAGGGUGAUAGGAGGAGACAAACCUCCCGCGUCACCUUAUCGAUGUCUGAGUGGCAGUCCGCCUCGCAUCUUUGUCACCUUGAAAGGUGUUGGCGAACAAAGUGCGGACGCUGUGGUGUUCGAGACCCUCAUUCCCAAGCCCAUGAUGCUGCACUACAUCAGCCUGCUGCUAAAGCACAGGCGCCUGGUCCUCUCCGGGCCCAGCGGCACGGGGAAGACUUACUUGGCUCAGCGUCUGGCCCGCUACCUCCUGCAGCGCAGCCGCAACGACUCGCCCGCGGCGGACGGCGAGCCCGCCCUCGUCUCCUUCAACAUGCAUCAACAGACGCAAAAGGAGCUGCACUCGUAUCUGUCCAAUAUAGCCAAUCGGAUCGACCGACAGAGCGCGGGGGAGCUCCCGCUGGUCGUGAUCAUCGACGACAUCGGCGACGCCCCCGCCGUCACCGAGCUCAUCAACGGAGCGCUCGCCUGCAAGUACCAUAAAUGUCCUUACGUUAUCGGAACGACGAAUCAGCCCGUCAAGAUGUCGUCCAACCACGGACUGCACCUCAGCUUCAGGAUGGUUCCGUUCUCUAAUAACGUGGAGCCGGCCAACGGCUUUCUGCUGCGGUACCUCCACCGGAAAGUUGUGGAAGCUUCCCAGAAGAAGGAGCACGACGCGUCGCAGCACCGGGACCUGCUCCGCGUUCUGGACUGGGUGCCGCAGCUCUGGUACCACCUCCACACGUUCUUGGAGAAACACAGCACAUCGGAUUUCCUCAUAGGCCCUUGCUUCUUCCUGUCGUGUCCCGUGUCGGUGGCCGAGUUCCGAAAGUGGUUCGUUGACCUGUGGAACCACUCCAUCAUACCGUACCUGCAGGAGGGAGCCAAGGACGGCAUCAAGGUGCACGGACAGAAGGCGGUGUGGGAGGAUCCCGUGGAGUGGGUGAGGGGGACCCUCCCUUGGCCCGGCGCACAGCAGGACCAGUCCAAACUCUAUCACCUACCUCCCCCAAGCAUCGGUCCGCACAGUGAGGUGAAGAAGCCCGCCAAAGACGCUCCUCCGCCCAGCGCGCUGGAGUCCGAUCCCCUGAUGAUCAUGCUGCUCAAGCUGCAGGAGUCGGCAAACAGCGUCGAGUCGCCAGAGCGGGAAGGCGGCCUGCGUCCACUCUGAGGAGAGACUCGGAUGGAUUGUUGUGACAAGUUAGUUCCACAAGCAUGACGAGCAGUCCAGAUCUACAUUUGUCCCCCUUCUGGAACUAUGGGUGCUUCCAUACUUCUUUCGAUGCCAAAAUUGCACUUUAUUUCCAAUGUGUGACAACUGGACUUGAGGAGGACACAUUCACGUGUUCCAGGAGAACCUUGCAGUUAAAGUGUACUACCGCUAGGUGGCAGCACCUCAGUGUUCCUUGCAUACGCUCCACAGUCUGGUUUUGGUGGUUUGUGCAUCAGCCUGAACCAGGAUUGUAAAUGCACAGAAGAUUCAAAAAUUAAUAAGUGCUUGUUUAUUUAAUCUGAUAAAACAGACAAUUGCUGUUGCUGUUUUAAACCCUUGUGUGUGUGUGUGUGUGUGUGUGUGUGUGUGUGUGUGUGUGUGCGCGUGUGCGUGUGAUAGAUGAGGAUGCAUUUUUUGUAAGAUUUUCUACCGACUCAUCUUCAGUAAUAAUCAACCAUGUGCAGCGAAUAUUGUCUGACUGCGUCGACCUAACGCGCCGUGGAGUCCCAAAACCGAACUAGUGCUUCCGUCCUUGCCGCUUCUUUCAUCAAAAAACAAAACAAAACAUCGCAAUCUGCACAUCAAGUAUUUAUCCCUCAUUACUCCUUUUUUUUUUUUUACACAAUGAUGAUAUUCCUUUGUCACACAUUAGCAACUGGAACGAUCUCCCUCCCUUGCAUAUGCUAAGCAUGAGCGAGAGCUCAGCUCUCGACUGUUCUGUGAGACGUAGAAGGACGAAAGAGCGAGCGGGCCCUCAAAGCUCUCCAUGUUUCUGCACAUAUGCUGUCUCAACGUUCUUUUAGUCUGCAGCCAAGGUGCUGAUGUAAAGUAGAGACGCGAUGCCUACGUCUGUCUGUGCCUGAAAGACCGAAUUGGCCUAACGCCGCCUUUGAGCUGCUCGAAUGCACCACUCCGAGGCCUCCAUUUUAAGGAAGUUAUCGCGGGAAGGAGCUCAUCACUUCGGCUCGCGUACGUCGAUGUCAGAUGGCUUGAAGUGCGGCGAUGGUGUGGACCUUUGCAUGGUCGUCAGUCGGAAAGCGCUGCUCGCAAGACAAGCGGGUGCCGUGUGAGUUCAUGGGUGUGUGUGAGUGCGCACGUUGGUUGGACAUACAGUCGUUCGAGAAGUCGAGAGAUGAAAUAAGGAUUGACAUUUUCCCGUGUUUCCCAAAGCUUUUAUUUUGAUUGGACCUAUCAUAUUUAUAAAAAAAAAUAAUAAUAAAUAAACUUUAAAAAAAAAACAGAAAUGGAUGGCUCCCUCUUUUCACCUUGUUUCUAUGACCUUUUUUCUUAUUGCAAAUGUUUCUAAAGAUUUAUUUGUCUUUUGUACACGACGUCACUGUUGUAAACACUGUUAAUAGUCAGCGCAUCUGUGACAACAAUCCCGAAAAAAGAGUGGAAAUGUAAAGAAAAUGCAAAAAGGAAGGAGCACUUGAUUUUCAAGCGAGCUGAAGUGUUUUGUCUCUGUAACCGCAUCACAUGUCUAACAUUGACAAUAAAGUCAUGCCAUUCGA
Molecule: messenger RNA, 7777 nt
Organism: Phyllopteryx taeniolatus (common seadragon)
Lineage: Eukaryota; Metazoa; Chordata; Actinopteri; Syngnathiformes; Syngnathidae
Product: neuron navigator 1-like
Exons: 29
Coding region: 489-6224 (1911 amino acids)
Biological process (GO): microtubule bundle formation; neurogenesis; nervous system development
Cellular component (GO): microtubule cytoskeleton; axon initial segment
Molecular function (GO): ATP hydrolysis activity; ATP binding
Source: RefSeq, a predicted model, not a curated record